UUCGGUACUAUCGGGUUGCGAGGGACUUCUGGAAACCGUAUCUUAUUGGCGCUAUUUGGGCAAGUAUUGCGCUGUGGCCAGCCUACUCUUUCUAUUAUCAGACUUUAAUCAGCCUAGAUAGCAAGAUGAACAAGCUAUUGCAAUCUAUUUCUGACAAGUUGAAACAUUUGGAAUCAAUUGCAACACCAGAUGCAGUAAACUAUGUUGAAGCAUGCCUCAAAGUACAGAAUAAACAGUUGCUGCACAGAAUAAAGUCGUUAAAAGAAUCAGUUAUUCAGCAGGAGCUACUUCUUGGAUUAAAUCAACAACAACUUCAUCAUGUACCCUCUGUUAAGGCUGUAUCCAAUGGUUCUAAUUUGAAUAGAAAUUCACUGGAAAUCGGACAUUUGUCCGAUAAAGGAUUAGUGCCGGAAGAGCAACCCAAACAGAGGACAGAGGUACAAACGGACUCGGUGAAAACUAAAAAUCGGAAUACCGAACGUAAAAUACCAGAUGGAAAACCACAAUGUGCUGAAAAGCCUGUUGAUAUUGGUCGUCUGGAUCUGCGUGUCGGUCGAAUUAUAGAUGUAAAUCGCCAUCCUGAUGCUGACUCUUUAUACGUAGAGAAAGUUGACUUGGGUGGAAAUGAAAUACGCACUGUUGUCAGUGGGUUGGUGAAAUAUCUACCUAUCGAGUCACUACAAAACCGAGUCGGGAUAUUGCUCUGCAAUCUCAAGCCAGCAAAAAUGCGUGGUGUUGAAUCGGAAGCAAUGCUAAUGUGUGCAAGCUCUCCAGAUACAUGUGGAGUAGAUCCUCUGAUUGUUGAGGGCCCAGAUAUACAGUUAGGUGAUUCAGUUGUGGUUCCUGGAUAUAAUCACGAUCCUGAUGACCAACCUAAUCCCAAAAAGAAAAUUUUUGAACAAGUGAAACCAGAUCUUAGAGUAAAUGAAAACGGGAUCGCUAUGUAUAAAAAUGUUUCAUGGACACUAAAAGGGUCUUCUCUUGCUGUGAUUAAAUCACUCAGGGUCAAAGACGCUCAAAUAGCUUAG
Schistosoma curassoni is the source of this 1028-nucleotide messenger RNA. The record is from the annotation of a GenBank genome assembly. Lineage: Eukaryota; Metazoa; Platyhelminthes; Trematoda; Strigeidida; Schistosomatidae.